AUAGCGACGUGCCGGGCUGCCGCAACCGCACCUGCGCCUGCGCCGCCGCCCCCGUCCCUCCCCCCCACCCCGCGGCCGGUGGGCGAGCGGCGGCCCCGCGGGGCUCGGCGAGGCGAUGAGCGGGUAGCGGCGGUCCGAGGGUCCCUCGGAAGGCCGAGAGCGGAGUAACUGCAUGCCAGGAUGGCAACUUCAAACCUGGAGAAUCAGCUGCACAGCGCCCAGAAGAACCUCUUGUUUCUCCAGAGAGAACACGCCAGCACCCUGAAGGGCCUGCAUGCUGAGAUCCGGCGCCUGCAGCAGCACUGCACAGACCUAACCUAUGAGCUGACUGUGAAGAGUUCAGACUUGUCAGGAAGCAUUAGUUCAAGAAGUGAUGAACUCAAAAGAAAGUGUGAAGAUCUUGAAGCUCAGCUGAAAGCCAAAGAGGCUGAAAAUAACGAAUUAUUGAAAGAACUUGAACAAAAGAACGCAAUGAUAAUGGUGCUGGAAAACACUAUUAAAGAAAGAGAAAAGAAGUAUUUGGAAGAGUUAAAAAUGAAAAGCCAUAAGCUCAAUAUGCUGUCAAGUGAACUAGAGCAGAGAGCAAGCACUAUCGCUUAUUUAACUUCUCAACUGCACGCUACUAAGAAGAAGCUGAUGAGUUCAAGUGGGACUUCGGAGGGGACCCCUUCAGGCAGUCCAGUGUUGUCCAGCUAUAAGCCAGCCCCUCCCAAAGAUAAACUGCCUGAGACUCCACGGCGCAGAAUGAAGAAGAGUUUGUCAACACCGCUCAACCCGGAGUUUGAAGAGGCCUACAGAAUAGGGUCGGAUAGUCGGAAGCUGCUGUUAAGAGAGCAUGUGGAUGCCAUGCCUGAUCCCACUCCGUUUCUGUUGGCCAGAGAAACGUCAGAGGUCCACCUCAUUAAGGAGAGGCCACUGGUUAUUCCACCCAUUGCUUCGGAUCGAGCAGCCGGUGAAUCGCACAGCCCGGCCCGAGAGAAGCCGCACAAGGCGCACGUUGGCGUGGCGCAUCGCAUCCACCACGCUGCGCCCUCCCAGCCUCAGCCGGAGGUUGAAACGCUGGCGGUGGAUCAGGUCAAUGGAAGCAAGGUGGUCAGAAAGCACUCAGGGACGGACAGAACUGUUUGAGUCAAAUCACUGCUGCCCUAUUCUGUUGCUGUUUAUGCACUGUGAUCCCAUAGGAUAAAUAGCACCUGCAGUAAAGUUUCUUUUGAUGCCCCAUGCAUGCCAAACUUCUUCCAGAUACAUCAUUAAUAGAUUAUCCUCCUCUAUUGAAACCUACUAGGACUGUGUUCAUAUGGCAAGG
Molecule: messenger RNA, 1306 nt
Organism: Phasianus colchicus (ring-necked pheasant)
Lineage: Eukaryota; Metazoa; Chordata; Aves; Galliformes; Phasianidae
Gene: CCDC92
Product: coiled-coil domain containing 92
Cellular component (GO): centriole
Source: RefSeq, a predicted model, not a curated record